AUGUCUUCCCUCGGUCAGGUCAAGGAAGCCUACAACAAUAAGGCAGAGGAGCUCGAGACAGAGAUGGCCAAGGCCAAGGCCGGAGCUCUGGCACUGCAGGAAAGCGUCGAGAGGGGGGUUACAUCGACGCAAGCCGACACCCGCGAGGAAUGGGCCGAGCUCGGCAGCCAGAACAGCGAGAUGGCGGAGAUUGUCGAGGCCUUGACCGAUGAGCUCUUCGAGCUCAGCCGCCAGUUGAAGGCUCUAGGCGAGGACCGAGAGCACUCAUUCAACAACAUCUUGGUCGACUCGGUGGCGAUCCAGAGCCUGACAUCCGCCGCAAACGAGGCUAUGGUCAAGGCCAUCGAAGCCCUCGAGUCGAGCUGA
This is a messenger RNA of Thyridium curvatum, 366 nucleotides long. RefSeq lists its product as uncharacterized. The record is from RefSeq and is a predicted model, not a curated record. The transcript has a single exon. The coding region runs from base 1 to 366 and encodes 121 amino acids. NCBI's taxonomy places the organism in Eukaryota, Fungi, Ascomycota, Sordariomycetes, Thyridiales, Thyridiaceae.